Molecule: messenger RNA, 942 nt
Organism: Batrachochytrium dendrobatidis JAM81
Lineage: Eukaryota; Fungi; Chytridiomycota; Chytridiomycetes; Rhizophydiales
Exons: 2
Coding region: 1-942 (313 amino acids)
Source: RefSeq, a predicted model, not a curated record
AUGUCUGAUUUAUCUGUUCCGUCCAAUUACAUACUGUUUCCUGGAAACAUGAUCGUGCUGCUUAUCACCGCAUCUGUUGCCAUUGGAAAUAUUGCCAUUAUGAUAUACUAUGGCAGUAUAGCAUACCGACGCAAACUGUAUUGGUCGGUCCCACAUCUCAUUGUCGUCAUCAAUGCAGUAUCGCUACUCCAUCAAGUUGUCACGCCAUUGACAAUAUAUAUUGAACUUACUCCGAUUAUGGUGAGUGUAGUGUCAAUCCGAGUCAUUACUGGGUUGCUAUCACUAUUUGGAUUGGCAUUACUGCAAGUCGAGGUGCGCGUGGCAUUUGGAGCCUUGUUCCAGGACCAAAGGUUACCAGACUGGUUUUCGACGGGAGCCAAAAUUGUUGUUCUGUUUCUGCAUGUAAUAUUGUGUUUUCCAGCAUAUGGAUUUCCAGUCUAUCGACCGUUCCGAUGGAUUAUACCGUGGGGUUCGUCGGGAUUUGCAAUCCAGGCGAUUUUGAUGACUUUUGUCAAUGUGUAUCUGACAGUAACCAUUGCAAGACGAUUAGCCGAAAACAAGAAAAAGAUGAGCAAGAAUGCAGACAAUUCUAGUCGCAAUCAAAUUGUUAUUUGGCUGAGUGUAACGACGAUCAUGGAUGUAGCAGCAGUAGUACUUUAUGUAGUACAUUUUUCGCUGGCUCAGUAUACUUCUGAUAUGGAAAAGAUAAAUCUGAGUCGGUUGAUGGAUCAAUUAUCAAGAUCGUUUCUUGGGAUUGAAGCCAUUGCCGAGUCACUAGUGUUGUUGGCAUUUACAACAAUGAUUUCACCCAAGACGACCAAAGUACAGCCUGCAAGUGGUGGCAGGAUAAAACAAAAACCUAUUUUACUUGAUACGACUACCACCGAUUCGAGUAUUUGUAACGCUAAAACUUUAAUCGACAGUCAAACUUAUGUGGCAUAA